AGUAUUCGUUACUCCUAUUGGCUGCCUCCGGGCUGAUCUGACCAAUCACACUCGAUUUCUUUAAGACGUGUAACGUGGGACCAGAAGGGUUCUCUUGAAAGCACACUGUUCAAGGUAGUUGCUGCAGAUAAAUUGCUCAGAUGGGGGUGCUCUCAGCGCUGACACGGGGGCUUGUGAGAGGAGCUGACAGAAUGGCUGAGUUCACAAGUAAGCGUGGCCCUAGGACAUUCUACAAGAGUAGAGGCGCCAGACCCACUGGAGUGCUCACCUCCAGCAGAAAAUUCAUACCUGUACGGGCCAUGAUACCAGAGUUUGUGGUGCCUAAUUUGGAGGGAUUUAACCUGAAACCCUAUGUAUCUUACAAGACCCCAGAAGGAACAGAGCAGCCCAUGACUCCAGAGGAGCUCUUCACUCAGGUGGUGGCUCCACAGAUUGAGAGAGACAUUGAGGAGGGUGUUUUCACGAAGGAGAAUCUUGAAAAAUAUGGCUUGGAGAAAACACAAGAAGGAAAAUUGUUCAAGUUGCAUCCCAAGAACUUUAUUAAUUAAGAACAAUUAUAUUGUGCACUUCAGAGAUUUGCAAUGGACUUUAAGCAACUUUUUCCAACAAAAAUCACAGGUCAUAUUCAUGAAAAUAAAUAUUUUCUGCUGUAUAGUCAGUUUUGCAGAAAUGCACUUAAAACUGACAUCCUUCACAUUUUCAGUUUGCCUGGGACUGCUGAUAUACAUCCAAACCAUGUCAAAACCACAUACAUUUCAAUAAAUAACUAAAUAACUCCUUAGAGGAACAUGUCAUUUAAAAAAAGAAAUAAAUAGAUACAUGUUUAUUAAUAUGGCUAUGGUUUAUUUGUACAAAUCACAUUUGACAAAAGGUUUAGCCACUGGUGUAAAGCAAAAGGAGAACUAAUAGCUUACAAAUACACCGAUCAGCCUCAACAUUUUGUGUAUGUCCCCCUUGUGUUGCCAAAACUGCGCCAAUCUGCAUCUCAGAAUAGCAUUGUGAGAUGCUAU
This is a messenger RNA of Xyrauchen texanus (razorback sucker), 1010 nucleotides long. Its product is annotated as 39S ribosomal protein L41, mitochondrial. NCBI's taxonomy places the organism in Eukaryota, Metazoa, Chordata, Actinopteri, Cypriniformes, Catostomidae. The transcript has 2 exons. Gene Ontology annotation, molecular function: structural constituent of ribosome. Bases 141 to 548 code for a protein of 135 amino acids. Gene Ontology annotation, cellular component: mitochondrial large ribosomal subunit. The record is from RefSeq and is a predicted model, not a curated record. Gene Ontology annotation, biological process: translation.